This is a messenger RNA of Sphenostylis stenocarpa, 1878 nucleotides long. Lineage: Eukaryota; Viridiplantae; Streptophyta; Magnoliopsida; Fabales; Fabaceae. The record is from the annotation of a GenBank genome assembly.
AUGGCGGAAACCCUAAGCCCUAAUCCUGCAGUGGGUCAGAAGCAGAGGUUCCGCAUCCAGUCCCCCACUAGCCCCUUCGUCUUGGGCUCCAACAACGACCAGCUCGAACGCGCCCAGGCACGCGCUGCCCGAGCCGCCGCCAUCCGCCGCAAGAGCCUCGGCCUCAGCCAACCUCUUCAGGCCAACUCCGAUCACUGCCUCAACAAGCAGCAGAUCCUCGAUUUGUUCCAGAACUGCAUCAAACUCGCCAGCGAAAACAAAAUUAAUCAGAAAAACACAUGGGAGUUGAACCUGAUCGAUCAUCUUACUGAUAUCAUCAAGGUCGAACAAGAAGAUGACGCGGAGACUAAUUUUCAAAAGGCAAGCUGCACUCUUGAGGCCGGAGUCAAAAUUUAUUCAUUACGAGUGGAUUCAGUGCAUUCUGAGGCAUAUAAAGUUCUUGGUGGGAUGAACAGAGCAGGCCAAGAAGCUGAGCAAGCUUCCUUUGUCGUGGAUCCUCUUUAUCGCCAGACAACAGCAAAAUUUGAUGAAGGUGGAGCCAAGGGUCUUUUAAUGAAUAAUCUCGGUAUAUAUGGUGGAUGUAGGGUGCUCUUUGAUUCACUAGAAGUUCCUGCGAAGUGUAUGGCAAGACAAGAUCAAUCUGAUAUUUCAGAUACUAUUGAUCUUUCCUUUGUCAAAGAUUGUUUCGAGCAGAUGGUCUUGGACAUGCGUGUGAAGGAUGAAAUUUCUCCAAGUCUGAGGAAUAUAGUAAACCUAUUUGAUGAAAGUAACAGAAGGCCCACUAAUGUUCAACUUCACGGCAAGAAUUCAUCUGAAGGUCUUGAUUUUUCUUCUUUUAAUAAUGAAAUUUUUUUUGACAAAGAACAUGAGAACAGCACGUCCUGGAGUGACGAUCAUGAUCACCAGACGGUUGUCGCCGAUGUAGACUAUAAUGAUGCAGAUCCAGGUUUUCCCAGUUACCCGCAGGACAAUGAUGAGCCAUUUCCCUCCCCAGACGCUUAUAUGGAUGAUAGAUUUGACAACGUUGACGGAUAUUUGUUUCUGAGUUUGGGUUUUAAUUCAAAACAAAACGCAUGGGCUGGCCCUGAUCAUUGGAAGUAUCGAAAAUCCAAAGUCUCAGAGGUUCAUCUUACUUCCGAAGAUGGGUCGACCCUGAAGAGUAGGCAGCCAAAGAGUAAGAAGCAAACUGAAGCUGAACUAAAUUUCACAAAUUCUCUUGAGAAAGAAAUGCUAGAUACAUUUUCUCCUCCCAAGAACCCCAAAUUGUUGCUUCUCCCUGAAAGCAGAUUGCCUUGCAAUACAAAACUUCCUGAGGACUGCCACUAUCAGCCAGAGGAUCUUGUCAAGUUAUUCCUUCUGUCUAAUGUGAAGUGUAUCGGGAGGAGGGCAAACAGCUUCUCAGAUGGAUCUAGAGAACAAUCCAACGAAUAUGAAUCGUUCCCUUCGUGGGAUAAUGGAAGUGUUUGUGGGGAUGACUCUGGUGACUACGGAGGUGAUCUUCAGAGUGACGUGGAGGACUCCAACACUCUUAUUAGUCAGCCUCGCCAGGUCAAUAAAAUUGAAGUCCAGUACGACAAGACUUCCAAACAAGUUGAUGUUCAUGCACUAAAAAUUACUAUUUGGGACCAUGUUCAAGAAUCUGUUAAACUUCCUUUACAGGGUCAAAAGGAUACCUUAUCUUUCAGGAAUAUAUUGGCCAACUUUCCUAGCGAAUGCAAUGCUGCUGCAACCAUUAGUGACAUCUCUCCUCAUUUGUGCUUCAUAUGUCUAUUGCAUUUGGCAAACGAGAAAGGAUUGAGCAUUCAAAACUGCCCCAACUUGGAUGAUCUUACCAUACGCCUUCCACAUGUUGCGGACUCUAUAAAGGGAACAGUUUAG